AUGCGGAUCUUCAAGCUUGAUGAUCGCGCGGAAAUCAAGAAUUUUUAUUUUUUUGAUGGAACGGCAAUUUUGGUUAUGGGCGAGAACUUGAAAGCAGUUUCGAUGUCUUUCGAUGGAAAAACAAGAAAUAACGCGGCAAUUGUGGCUCCGUGCAAUGACUAUAUUGAAGGGGCUCCUCAUGCUCUUGUCAAAAAUGUGCUCUUCAUUUUUGGAGGAUGGUGGGAUAAACAAAAAUACUCAAUUUCCCUCAUCACCAAAGUCAUGGACCUUACCACCCUCCACGAUGCAGACGUGUACGCUUCUUUCGAAAAUGAAAUGCUCAAGCAGAAGAUCAGUAUUCUCUUCAACAACGCGGGAAUGUCUGAAGAAAAGAAAGCCUUCUGGAACUACGCUGGAUCGACUCCUUCCAAAGUUACCAAGAUUAUGUAUUUGAACGCGGAGGUUCCUGUCUUGAUGACCCGCAUGGUUUUGCCAGGGAUGCUUGAGAGAAAGAAGGGCGUCUUGAUGCACAUGGGUUCUUCUGCUGGGCUGACUGCUUUGGAUGCUAAUCCUAUUUAUGCUGGAACCAAGUCUCAUGUGAUCAACUUCUCGAGAUCGAUUGAGCAACUCUUUUAUAACCCGGCUUUUAUCAGGACAAGUUUGACAACCUUUCUCACUAAAGGGAUCAAGAAGAAGGGAUACGAAAACACGAUGGAAAAGCUGAAAGAUAUCGUCUUCCCGAAAGUUGAGACCUGGUUUGCUUCCGCGAUCAAAACAGUUGGAACUGGAAAAAAUGAAUCUGGUGGAUCGUGGUUUUUCGAACAGUUUGUGAAUUACAUGGUCAUGCACUUUGAUAGCAGAGGCUUGAAGAUGCUCACUGAUUUGUCCGAAUAG
Molecule: messenger RNA, 873 nt
Organism: Oikopleura dioica
Lineage: Eukaryota; Metazoa; Chordata; Appendicularia; Copelata; Oikopleuridae
Source: the annotation of a GenBank genome assembly